Messenger RNA from Fusarium graminearum PH-1, 3907 nucleotides. RefSeq lists its product as uncharacterized. NCBI's taxonomy places the organism in Eukaryota, Fungi, Ascomycota, Sordariomycetes, Hypocreales, Nectriaceae. The transcript has 4 exons. Gene Ontology annotation, molecular function: protein binding; nucleic acid binding. The record is from RefSeq and is a predicted model, not a curated record. Bases 536 to 3640 code for a protein of 1034 amino acids.
GAUCUUCGCUUGGCCUUGCUCCACUAAGAAGGAGUUUCACUAGCGGCCCGCGAUAGCUAGCCUGAUCCUAGUCUUUACCUCCUCAACAGUAACACCUUCUUUCACCACCACAAGCUGAGUCUUGCUCCUUUGUUGGAAACAGUGACCGGAUUCACACCUGACCUCUGGCAAUCAAUAAUUUUUGACCCAAGUCAGGAACUUAUGGCUCUGUGACAGCAAACAAGCGCUGCUGUUGCUGAUUUGCUUUGGCUGCCAUUCACUGACAUUGAUUGACUGGUGGCAACUACCAACAAACACCUUCUCUCACAUAAAUAUACCUACUACCUAUCUAAUUCCUCUCCAAUUUCUUCCCCGUCAACUCUCUUUCUGCGCAUCAGCACACGGAUAUCAACUAAGAAUAUGAGCGACAUUUAUCAACACUCUUUCUUGAAGUUUUAAAACACAAUAUCUUUACUUCUUUCGCUAUCAAACACAUCCUUACAUACAUUGACAUCCUCUUUGGCCCAUUCUUUGAGUACCCAGACAUUAUCUCAUCAUGGCGGACAGAGGUGAUCGAGGCGGCCGUGGAGGCCGUGGCCGUGGCGGACGCGGCGGCGGCUAUCAAGAUGGUCGAGGAGGCGGACGAGGUGGCGGAGAUGGGAGAGGACGAGGUGAUGGUGGUUUCCGUGGCGGCAGAGGACGAGGUGAGGGAGGACGUGGUGACUUCCGAGGCGGCUUCAGUGGUCCUAGAGGCGGCCGUGGAGGUUCUGAUCGCGGGAGAGGAGGAUACAGGGGAGGCCGAGGUGGAGGGCAAUUCUCAAACGAGCCGUCUUUCUUCAAGAUCGAAUCCGGUGUUCCUCAGCCCGAUGCUGCUAUUACCAAGCUCGAGGAUGAGGUGGUAAAGAAUCAAAAUAAUUCUGUUGCCCAGCUUACAUCGAAAAUGUCCAAGUUGGGAGUAGAAGAAAAGGAGCAUUUGAGCAAAUUCCCUCCACGACCUGCAUUUGGAAACAAAGGCCGUCCAGUCACUUUAUGGGCAAACUAUUACCAGAUCGACACCAAUAUUCCCAUGCUUUUCAAAUACACAAUUUCUGUCAAAGAGAUCGUAGCUGAAUCAGAAGAAAAGACCGACAAGCCCACUGUCGCCCAGCCUAAGGGGAAAGGGAAAGGAAAAGGCAAGCCCGGAAAGCCUAAGAAGUCCGGUUCUGUCGAAGUCAAGGGACGUAAACUUUUCUUGGUCAUCAAAGAGACUCUAAACGAGCUCACCAAGAAGGACAAGAGCCUGCUUCUUGCGACCGAGUUCAAGUCUCAGCUUAUCUCCUUGCGCAAGCUUGACCUUGGACUUGACAACUCAUUUCGAGUAAACCUCCCGUCAUCAGCAAACCCCGACAAGACCGAAGUCUUUGAAGUGACCUUAAAUGGCCCUGAAGUAGCCCGAGUUGACGAGAUGCUCAAGUACGUCAAAUCGAAUACCAGUGCUUCACAUGACGCCCCAGGCAAACUUGCCGACGACGACGACGAUGCAGCAAAAGCCCUGGCAUUCCCAAAAUUCCCUGAUGUUGUUGAUGCCCUGAAUGUCAUCUUUGGGUUUGGCCCGAGGUCGAACGAAGACAUUAGUGCUGUCGGAAACUCCCGAUUCUUCUCUUUCAAGAACGGUGGUAUCUGCAGGGAUAUGAGCAUGCGUGGGAGACCCUUACAAGCUGUUCGUGGGACAUUCCAGUCUGUCCGCCUAGGUACCGGCCGACUUCUUUUAAACACAAACAUCACUGUUGGCAUUUUCAAGAUAUCCGGUAACUGUGCCAAGCUCUUCCAGGAUCUCAAUGUCUUUGAAGCACAGAAGUCGGAAUGGCGGAAAGUGAAUAACGCGAAGUUGAUGAACAAAUUUCUCCCAAAAACCCGCGUACUGGCAACGAUGAAGUUUGCCAAUGACAAGAAAGUCCAACGACGGAAAGCAAUUUACAGUCUGGCCUAUGCACCUGAGAUUGAACGAGCCUGUCGUGGCAACGAUCAUCCUCCCCGGUUCACGAAGGGUUAUGAAUACCCUGGACCAGGCAACGUGAGCUUCUACAUGGUGUCUGAUUCUAAAGGGACCGGUGAAUAUAUCACUGUCAGAGAAUUCUACAAGCGGAAAUACAACGACACUACGCUCAAAGACUACCCUCUUCUUAAUCUCGGCACUGCCGCAAACCCGAACUUUACCCCAGCGGAGUAUGUCGAGAUCCUACCGGGACAGUCAGUCAAGGCGAAGUUGAAUAGCCAAGAAUCGACCGCGAUGGUCGAUUUUGCCUGUCGGUCACCUUACGCCAAUGCUUUAUCCAUUACGAAAGAUGCGCGGGAAACUCUAGGUCUUGACGACGAGAAAUUGGUGUACAAGCCCGGCAAAAGCAUACAAAAAUGGACCUAUGUCAAUGUCAAACCAGGAGGCAGGUCUGGGCCGGUUCCAAAGCGCACUGUGAUGGAAUUUGCUCAGGUCAUGAGACAAAUGAAUAUUGGAAUCAGCAGCAACCCUGUAGACCCUUGCACAGAGGUCAUCACCCAAGAAGAUUACGCUCAAGGACGUUCAGAUGCUUUCUUCAAAUGGGCGAAGCAGAAUCGCAUAGAGUUUAUACUUGUGAUUCUUGGUACAUCAGAGUCCGAAACAUACGGCAGGAUCAAGACAUUGGGCGACUGCACCUAUGGUAUUCACACCUGCUGCGCCCAGGCCGAAAAGUUUGGAUUCAACAGAAACCCUCUGCCAUAUUUCGCCAACUGUGCUCUCAAAUGGAACCUGAAGGCAGGUGGUGUAAACCACAAGCUCCACAACGAGUUCGGUCUCAUUAAAGAGGGCAAAACGAUGUUGGUAGGAUAUGACGUCACCCACCCAACCAACAUGCCUUCAGGCCAGGGUGAUGAUGCUCCCAGUUUGGUCGGAUUGGUGGCCACCAUUGACCGAGAUAUGGGACAAUGGCCAGCCUACUCUUGGGAACAGUCGUCCAAACAGGAGAUGUUGGACGAGACUUUGACUGAAGCAUUCAAGUCACGACUUGCACUUUGGCAAAUGCACAACCGACAGCAGCUGCCUGAGAACAUCGUUAUAUUCCGUGAUGGCGUGUCGGAGGGCCAGUUUGCCCAAGUUUUACAAAGAGAGCUACCACGCAUUCGCAUUGCCUGCAAUGCCAAGUACCCCAAGAACAAGCCACCAAGAAUUUCUCUGAUCGUUUCCGUCAAGCGACAUCAGACUCGCUUUUAUCCUACUUCUUCCGAGAGCAUGACGUCCAAGAACAAUAUCGAAAACGGUACCAUCGUCGAUCGUGGUGUCACGCAGGCUCGAUACUGGGACUUCUUUCUUACUGCACACUCCAGCAUCAAAGGCACGGCUCGCCCUGCGCACUACACUGUGUUGCUGGACGAGGUCUUCCGAGCGAAGUACGGAGCCGAGGCAGCCAAUGAAUUGGAGAGAUAUGCCCACGAGCUCUGCUACUUGUUUGGCCGAGCCACCAAGGCUGUGAGCAUUUGCCCCCCGGCAUACUAUGCAGACGUUGUGUGCACUCGAGCGAGAUGUUACAGACCUGAGUUCUUCGAAAUCAGUGACGUUGAAAGUGUCUCAACAGCUGGGCCGGGCUUAGGUGCCAGUGACCCAAAGCAGGUCCAUGCGGACCUCGCCAACUCGAUGUACUAUAUCUAAGUGUGCCGUGUGUGGGAGAUGAGUUCGCUCUUUUGGGCUACAAACAGAGACGAGAAAUGAAGCUUUUUUUUUUGGGGGGGGGGUUUUUUUUGGGAAAUUGGUAGGUUUCUGUUAAAGGUAUGAGGUAGCGGGAUAUCUUUGAUUGUCUUUCGUUUGGUUUAUAUCGUUUUGUCCUCAUCUUUGACUUAGGACAGAAUAGUUAGGAUAGCGGAAACAGCUUGCAGUCUUGUAUUUGGUACUUGAAGUUGCAAGGUUAUACAUAGCAAU